UGUCGUUGGUUUGAGUGAUCGAGAAGAGCAGACGUUCUCUAUGCCUGUGUGAUUUCUCCGGUUACCAAUAGAGAAGAGAAGGUUGGGGCCGUAGUCAGAGCCGCCUGCAGCCGCCGCCCUCGCCCACAGGAGACAUGUUCCGGAGGAUCCUGCAGCUGACUCCUGGGAGAGUUGGAGCUCAGAAUUCUGAAUCUGAAUCUUCUGCAACUCCUGGAAACGCUCUUAACAAUGAGAGUACUUCAGAGGGCUUUAUUUGUCCGCUCUGUAUGAAAUCCCAUGGAACAGCAGAAGAACUUUUUAAACAUUAUGAAGCUUCUCACGAGCCCUGUAGUGACCCUGGUCAUGGAGGAGACGUCAAUUCUUCUACAGAAAGAGAGGAGUUAUUGCUACUUCGGCAGGAGGUUCAGGACUUACAAGCAUCACUUAAGGAAGAGAAAUGGUAUGCAGAAGAACUGAAGAAAGAGUUGGAAAAUGUUCAAGAGCAACUGAAGCAAAACUCAAUACCUGAUGGAGUUACCACAGUAUCAUCGACAGAACUUCAGUCCCUGGAACAGCAGCUGGAAGAAGCUAGGACGGAGAUCUUUAAUAUUAAGCAGAUGAAGGACUUGUUUGAACAGAAAGCAGCACAGAUGGCUACUGAAGUGGUUGAGUUAAAAGCUUCAUGUGAUGAAGGUAAAGGCCACCUGGCUGCAUCUGAGGAGAAAGUGAAGAGUUUAAACCAGGAACUACAGAUAAGGUCUCGUGUAAUAGAAGAUCUGAAGACUGAGCUGUUACAACGACCUGGAAUUGAAGAUGUGGCUGUGUUAAAAAAAGAGCUCAUCCAAGUUCAGACUCUGAUGGACAAAACCACUCUGGAACGUGAAAAAGAAUCGGAGAAGUUGAAAGAUGAGUGCAGGCAACUGCAAAUGCAAAAUGCUAAUUCUGAGUCCACAAUUAACCAGUUGAAAGCUGAACUUGAAAAGGGACCCCAGGAAGUUGCAGUUUAUGUCCAAGAACUACAACAACUCAAAAGUUCCUUGACCGAACUGUCACAGAAGAAUGAGACCAUGGUAGAGAAACUCCUAAAGAAGGAGCUGGAGUACACUCAGUUGGAAGAGAAACACAGUGAAGAGGUUAUGUCCAGGAAGAACCUGCAGGUUAAUCUCAACCAUAAAGAUGUGGAGUGUCAGCAGCUCCAGGCACGGUUGUCUGCCAGUGAAGCUUUGCUGCAGACCCUGAAAACAGAGAUGGCUGAGAAAGGACAAGCUAACCAGAAACUGAAAGAGGAGCUGACUGAGGUGGAGGUUAAGCACCAGAACCUUAAGGCUGAGUUCAAGCAGCUUCAACAACAGCGGGAGGAAAAGGAGCAACAUGGUUUACAGCAGCAGAGUGAGAUUAACCAGCUUCACAGCAAAUUACUGGAGACGGAGCGCCAGCUAGGGGAAGCACAUGGAAGGCUUAAAGAGCAGAGACAGCUGUCUGCUGAGAAACUGAUGGACAAGGAACAGCAGGUGGCGGAUUUGCAGCUUAAGCUUUCACGUGCUGAGGAGCAGCUUAAAGAAAAUGUCUCCACUUCAGCCGAUCUGCAGCAUCAGUUGGAGAAAAUUCGACAGCAACACCAAGAACAGCAAACCCUUCAGCAAACCACUACAUCCAAACUGAGAGAAGCCCAGAGUGAUCUUGAGCAAGUGUUGAGGCAGAUUGGUGACAAAGAUCAAAAAAUUCAAAACCUCGAGGCCUUGCUGGAAAAGAGCAAAAAAAAUAUUUCCUUACUUGAGAAAGAGCGAGAAGAUCUAUGUGCCAAAAUUCAAGCUGGUGAAGGAGAAACUGCCGUCCUCAACCAGCUACAAGAGAAGAACCACACUCUGCAGGAACAGGUAACACAACUAACAGAAAAAUUAAAGAAUCAGUCAGAAAGCCACAAACAAGCACAGGAAGAUCUCCAUGAGCAAGUGCAGGAGCAGAAAUCCCAGGUCCGAGCAGCUCAAGACCGUGUCCUGUCUCUGGAGACCACCAAUGGAGAACUAAAUGGUCAACUGAAUGAGAGCAAAGAAAAAAUAGUGCAGCUGGAUCUACAGGUCAAAGCAAAGACUGAGCUUUUAUUAUCGGCUGAAGCAGCAAAGACUGCACAGAGGGUUGACUUGCAAAAUCACUUGGAUACAGCUCAAAAUGCAUUGCAAGACAAGCAACAGGAAUUAAAUAAAGUGAAUGUUCAGCUUGAGCAAGUGACAGCAAAAUUACAAGAAAAGCGGGAUCAUUGUACUCAGCUGGAGCAAACUCUCAAAGAGUACAAGGAGAAGCAAUUGAACCUAGAGCAGAAAGCAGAAGGCCUUGAGGGGCAGGUGAAGAAACUGGAAGUAGAUUUAGCAAGUGUGAAAGCGAGUCGUGAGCAAUGUGUGCAAGAUCUUCAGCAGCAGAAGCAGCAGAGCUCACAACUAGAGCUAAAAGUGUCAGAACUAGUCAAACUGCUGGAGGAUGAGAAGGCGUUAGUGGUUAAUGUGAAGCAGGAGGCACAGAAAAAGUCUGAUGCUCUGAUCCAGUCAAAGGAGCUGAUCUCAAAACAGGAGACAGAGUUGACCAAUCUUAAGGGUGCAGUAGAAAAGUUGAAGAAAGACCUGGAAAAACAAGAAGCACACAAACUAGAAGUUGCUAGUAACGUGGAGAAACUGAAGCUGGAGAAAGACACUUUGCAGAAAGGACUCACAGAUGCCAAAGACAAGUUAACAAAAAACACAGAGUUACUAGAAAAGUCAAAAGAACUUUUGGAGAAGGAACGACAGACUGGAAAGGAGCUGGUCCAGGUCAUGGAAAAAUCGCGUGAGGCAUUGAAAGUUAAGCUGCAGACCCAGACAGACUCAGCGGCUAAAGAGAUUCAGGAGCUUAAGACUCAUCUGUCAUCAAAAGAGGAGGAAUACACCAAGUUUAAGAAUGAGAUACAAGCACUUAAUGAAAAGCUUCAGAGUUCUGUAAAAGAAAAAGAAAAACUUCAACAAGAACUUCAAUCACAGCUGAAAAAGUUCCAAACCUCUUCUGAAGAAGAGAAGAAAAAACUCCAAAAAAAUAUGCAAGAUCUCAGUGCACAGUUAAAGGAUAAGGUACAGCAAGAGGAAAAACUCCAGCAGCAGCUGACAUCUUUGACUGGGGAACUGGCAUCGGAAAAAGGAAAACUGUCUAAUUUGCAAAAAUCCAAUGAAGGUCUCCAGGAAAAACUGGAGAACCUCCAGUCAGAUAUGUACGGAAAAGAAUCCGAAGUUUCUUCCCUUCGACAAGAUCUUAAAGCUUUAGAAGAGAAGCUUAUCUUGGCCCAAGAGGAACUGAAGUCUAACAGGAAUGAGAUAAGUAACCAUGUGAAACAGAUCAAGGAACUAACUACAGUGAAGACCACCAUGGAGCAGGAAAUAUCAACAAAGACAAACCAGCUCAAGGAGCACGGGCAAAAUCUUCAGGAACUGCAAAAACAGAAGACCCUCCUAGAUAAAGAAUUGAGCGAUGAAAAAGUGAAAGUGAAUAAUCUGACUGCCCUUAAGGGUAAGUUAGAAGAAGAACUCACAAAGAAGAAAGAAGAACUUAAGACUGUAAGAGAAGAAUAUCAAAAGAAAACAAGCAGCCUAGAAGAAGCCAAACAACUGCUGAUUCAGCAGAAGCUGGAGCUGCAGGGUAAGAUGGAGAGUUCGGUGGCAGCCCUUAAGCAGGAAAAGGACCAGCAGCAGUCUAUUAAGGACAUGCUGAAAAAAAAGGAAGAAGAAUGGAAGAAACAGCAUACAGACCUGAAAGAAAAACUGACAGCAGAAGUAAAGGAAAGAGAGGAACAAAAGAAAAAACAUGAAGAGAAUGAGUCUAAGCUGACCAUGCAAAUCACAGCUUUAAAUGAAAACCUGGCAACCCUGAAGAAGGAAUGGCAGAGCAGUCAGCGGAGGGUCGGGGAGCUGGAAAAACAGACAGAUGAUUUGCGAGGAGAAAUUGCAGUGCUGGAAGCAACAGUCCAGAAUAACCAGGAAGACAGGCGGGCCUUGCUGGAAAGGUAUCUCAAGAGUGAAGGAGAAAUUGAAAAGCUACAAGCCAAAGUAGUUGAGCUACGGAAAAAAGUAGAUGAAACCACUUAUGCCAUGAAGGAGCUUGGCAGGGAAAACCAGUCACUACAGAUAAAACACAGUCAAGCACUUAAUAGAAAGUGGACUGAAGACCAUGAAGUACAAAACUGCAUGGAGUGUGGGAAGGGAUUUUCAGUAACAAUACGAAGGCACCACUGUAGACAUUGUGGAAAUAUCUUCUGUGCAGAAUGUUCCUCAAAGAAUGCCUUAACUCCCUCCUCCAAAAAACCAGUCCGUGUUUGUAAUACAUGUUUUAGUGAUUUGCAAGGAUAGGAACUGAUCUGUAGACAAGUCUCUGUAAAUGACAUCUAGUAUUUUUGUUACUGCACUUCAUGAAGCACUCAAAGUACUUAUUUCUUUGGAUGAAGAUUGUAAAAUUUGAAAACACAAAAAUUACCUUUUUCGGUUGUUUUAUUGCUACAAAGUAAAAUUAUUGUAUUUUUCAUGAGACACAAGCUUAUGAGCCUCCCGCCCCUCACAUCUUUUUUGUUUUUUAUUUGUCUGCCGCCAUUUUGUGCUGUCAGCCUGUAAAUAGUAGCCUAACAGAUAUGUAACAAUGUAUUUUUUAUACAUAAUUUGACAGUAAACCAAGAAAACACUUAAGUCUGAAAUUUAGUUGCGCUGCCUGGGAGUAAGACUGUAUCUCUGUGGAAGGAUCUAUUUACCGUACAUUUUUUUCAGUACUGGUUGGCCUUACUAGGUGUUUCUGGCUCUGCAUGCUCACGCACUGUAAACCGAUGAGUGCUUAUGACACUUAGUAUUUCUCCAUCCUCCUGUCAUUGCACAUCUAGAUAUGUAGACUGGACCGGUCACGUAAUGCAGGCUCUCCGGGGACUAGUUUACAGUUACUUGCUGCGUACACCUUGUGUCUCUGCUGAUGAAUAACAGAAACUGAAUGCUUAGUGUUUCUGACUUUGUACUUUGUCCUAAGGCGUGACUACAUAGAGUGGUCCCUCAAGUUACAAUAUUAAUCGGUUCCAGGACGACCAUUGUAUGUUGAAACCAUUGUAUGUUGAGACCAGAACUCUAUGGAAACCUGGUAAUUGGUUCUGGAGCCACCAAAAUGUCAUCCAAAAAUAGGAAAAAGUGAGGAUUAAUGAAAAAUAAGCAGAUAACUAAUAUAGUUAAAGCAAAACCUUAUAUAUAAAAGUAAUAAAGAUCUGCUGGGAGCUGUAAAUCACUGUCUAUUUCAGUGUUUCCCAACCAGAGUGCCUC
This is a messenger RNA of Hyla sarda, 5285 nucleotides long. RefSeq names its product early endosome antigen 1 (gene EEA1). Gene Ontology annotation, biological process: endocytosis. Bases 135 to 4343 code for a protein of 1402 amino acids. Gene Ontology annotation, cellular component: early endosome. The record is from RefSeq and is a predicted model, not a curated record. The transcript is spliced from 29 exons. Gene Ontology annotation, molecular function: 1-phosphatidylinositol binding; metal ion binding. Lineage: Eukaryota; Metazoa; Chordata; Amphibia; Anura; Hylidae.